Triticum turgidum subsp. durum (durum wheat) is the source of this 1335-nucleotide messenger RNA. The record is from the annotation of a GenBank genome assembly. NCBI's taxonomy places the organism in Eukaryota, Viridiplantae, Streptophyta, Magnoliopsida, Poales, Poaceae.
AUGUCACCGGCGACGGCGAGAGGCGGUGCCCAGGAGGACCAGGCCGGCGAAGCCGGCGUGGACAAGGACGGCGCCGCCGAGGGAGGGAAGGGCACGUGGAGGCACGCGGCGGUCCACGUGGCGACGACGAUCGCCACGCCGGCAGCCUACGCUCCCUUGCCCUUUGCCCUCGCAUCCUUGGGCUGGCCUCUGGGUGUUUGCAGUUUGGUGAUAGGGACGCUGGUCACCUGGUGUUCUAGCCUGGCCGUUGCCUCGCUGUGGCAGUGGAACGGGGAGAAGCACACCAGCUACCGGCUGCUCGCACAAAGCAUAUUUGGUCCAUGGGGCUACUGGUAUGUGUCGUUCUUCCAGCAAGUGGCGUCGGUUGGCAACAACAUUGCGAUCCAGAUUGCGGCCGGCAGCAGCCUCAAGGCCGUCUACAAGCACUACUACGCCGCCGACCAUGGCGCGAUGACGCUGCAGCACUUCAUCCUCCUCUUCGGCGCGUUCGAGCUGUUUCUCUCGCAGCUUCCCGACAUCCAUUCGCUCCGGUGGGUGAAUGCUACCUGCACUGCGUCCACCAUUGGGUUUGCCGGGACAGCCAUCGGUGUCACGAUAUACGAUGGAUAUCGGGUUGACCGAAAUGAUGUUGGCUACAGCCUGCAAGGAAGCACCGGAACUAAGGUCUUCAGAGGUUUCAAUGCACUGGGCACAAUAGCCUUCUCAUUUGGUGAUGCAAUGCUGCCAGAAAUCCAGAGCACCGUGCGAGAACCGGCGACGACAAACAUGUACAAGGGUGUCUCGACGGCGUACACAUUGAUCGUCGUGUCCUACUGGACACUGGCAUUCAGUGGCUAUUGGGCAUUUGGCUCUGAAGUCCAGCCAUACAUCUUGUCCUCCCUGACUGUCCCAAGAUGGGCAAUUGUAAUGGCAAACAUAUUUGCAGUCAUUCAGAUCACAGGUUGCUUUCAGAUAUACUGCAGGCCGACAUACGCGCACUUUGAAGAGCGCAUUCAGGCGAAGAACACGGCGUACAGAGCAUGGCUGUGGCGACUGAUGUACACCUCUGCAUACAUGGCGACGAUCACCCUUGUUGCUGCCGCAAUGCCAUUCUUUGGGGACUUUGUAUCAGUUUGUGGAGCGGUUGGGUUCACCCCACUGGACUUUGUGCUGCCUGCAUUGGCAUUUCUCAAGGCCGGGAAGCUGCCCAAAAACCUGGGCCUGCGGCGUACUGUCAAGGCCCUUUGCUGCUCCGGCGCCGUCUUGUUCUCUGUCAUCGGAGUUCUUGCGUGCACUGGCGCCAUCAGAGCAAUUGCGCUCGAUGUCAAGACCUACAAGUUCUUCCAUGACAUGUGA